AUGAAUGCUCCCAAUAAUAAAGUUGAGAUUAUUGUAGAUGAUGAGAUUGAAGUAAAAGUACUUCAGUCAUCAAUGAGUGGAAAAAAUUUAAUUGGUAAUUAUAGUGAAAAAUCUGAAGAUUAUAAUUCAGAAGUAAAAUCCACAAGUGAGAUGGAUAUCCACCAAAUGAAAAGUAAGACUUUACAACCACCAACUCCACGACUAGAAAGAUGGGAUAGUAGAUUACCAGAAGAAUCUACAGUAAAAUCUGACCCACAACUUUUGAAGGAGCUUUCUGAGUCUGCUUAUUUUGAUGAUGAAAAGAACAAACUUUAA
Molecule: messenger RNA, 315 nt
Organism: Cryptosporidium muris RN66
Lineage: Eukaryota; Apicomplexa; Conoidasida; Eucoccidiorida; Cryptosporidiidae
Exons: 1
Coding region: 1-315 (104 amino acids)
Source: RefSeq, a predicted model, not a curated record